UGCCACCAAGGGCUGUUGGGGCUGCAGGGGCUGGUGCUGGGGCUUUGGCCUGGCAGUUGGUGUGUGGUAGCAGUGACCCCUCAGUGGCAUUGAGCAGUGUCCAAGGGCUCACACUCGCCCAGCACCAGCCCCUGCAGCCCCAAAUAUAUUUAGAAAAGUGCCCAGACCAAAAAUAGAGGGAAAAUGUUUCCCCAGUGACUGUUUCAUCUGCCAGUCACAACAAAAGCCAAUGGGGCAUGCUGAUGCCUCAUGCCCCAAAAGCUCUGUGCCCACUGUCAGGUGGAUAGACAGAGCUGGGCAGACCUGAUGACACCACACUGAGGAGCCAGGGACCAUCUGGGAAGGGGCCUUGCAGCAUCCUGCCUUGCUCCACCAAGGGGACCCAACAGAACACCAGGCUCUGCCCCACACAUCUGCCAAUGGUGAGGAGUCCCUGUGCCUGAUCACCAUUGCCAUGUCCUCUAUGGUGCUUCCAGCAUGGCAGGACUGCUUUCUGCCAGUGGUGUCUGCUCCCACUACCCUCCCCAUGACAGGUUAAGGGGUCCCAUGGGAUGCAGGGUGGGGACACCCCAAGGACAGCCCUGGCUUGGGUCUCUGCACCCCUGGCUGGGGGAUGGGGUUUGGUGGGUUGUGGGGUGGCUGUGUCUGGAGGGCUGCUGUCUUGCAGGGCACAGCAGCAUGUACCAUGGGGGACUGGAGCCUGCUGGGGUGGCUGCUGGAUGCCCAGGAGCGCUCCACAGUGGUGGGGAAGGUCUGGCUCACCAUCCUCAUCUUCCACAUCCUGGUGCUGGGUGCAGCUGCCGAGCGGGUCUGGGGCGAUCAGCUGUCUCGUUUCUCCUGUGACACGCAGCAGCCUGCCUGCCAGAAUGCCUGCUACGCCAGCACCUUCCCCAUCUCCCACCUCCAUUUCUGGGUCCUGCAGAUUAUCUUCAUCUCUACCCCCAGCCUCGUGUACCUUGGCCACAUCCCGCACCUGUUGCAUCUGGAGGAGAAGGCGCAGCAGCAAGCGGCGGUACAGGCUGGCAGCUGGGCCAGGCGGCAGUGCCCCAGGCAGCCUCAGCUCCCUGUGGGGGAUGCACAGGGACAGGUCUGCAUGCAGGGAGCUAUCUUGAGGACAUAUGUCUGCAAUGUCAUCUUCAAGGCUCUCUUGGAAGUGAGCUUCAUUGUGGGCCAGUAUGCCUUGUAUGGGUUCCAGCUGAAGCCUCUCUAUACCUGCAGCUGCUGGCCCUGUCCUAACACCGUCAACUGCUACACCUCCCGGCCCACCGAGAAGACCAUCUUCAUCCUCUUCAUGCUGGGAGUAGCCUGCGUGUCCCUGCUGCUCAACCUGGUGGAGAUCUACCACCCGGGUCUCACCAAAUGCUGGCAGGGGCCAGGGUCCAAGUCUUGCAUCCUGCCCAGAGCUGGCAGCUCUGCGGGGCCCCCCAGCACCCACCUUACCCGGCCCAGCGGUAGCAGCCCCAUGGCUGCUGGAAGACCCCCCCAAGGCCUGGCACCCCUGGGAAGGGCAGGUGCAUGGCUGGGGGUAACCAGUGGGUCCCACAGGAAGGCACGAGCAGCAGACCUGGCAGUGUGAACAUGACCUGCUGGGAUGCUCAGGGAUGGGUGAUGUACAAGUGGCCACAGUUCUGUGGUUCUGUCUCCAGGCCCUGGCAGGCUUGUGGAACAGACCUCAUGGCCAGUGCAAUGUGGAUGGGCACGGACCCAGGGGCACAGCUCGGCUGCUCCCCUGUGCUCCUGGGCGCCCUGGAGUUGAAAAUAGAGCCGGGCUGGGGUAGGGGCCUGACAGCCCUGGAUAAGGAAAUAAACACCCACUGCACCUCA
Molecule: messenger RNA, 1824 nt
Organism: Apus apus (common swift)
Lineage: Eukaryota; Metazoa; Chordata; Aves; Apodiformes; Apodidae
Product: gap junction alpha-3 protein-like
Biological process (GO): cell communication
Cellular component (GO): connexin complex
Source: RefSeq, a predicted model, not a curated record